CUGGCUCAGGGCGCGUCCGACCUUGGCGCAUUUUGGGCAUUGUAGUUCUGGGGAUAGUCUCUGUGUCCCGCCAAGCUCUAAGAAGACUACAAUUCCCAGAAUGCACCGCCCCUGAGCAUGGCUAUUGGGGGCCUUUUGGACAGAAGGAUGAUGUCAUUGCAAAAACCCCACUGCAUUCAUUGUGCUAAGAUCUAUCCACCCCCCCUGCUGCUCUGCUGCUGCUGCUGCUGCUGUUGCUGCUGGGCUUGCGAUUGCUGAUCGCUCCAGCUGAGCUAAGAGUAGCAGCAGCACCAGGGCAGGAACUGGCUCCAGCCCUUGGAUUUAGGACAUCGCAACACCUUCCCUUGCGUGCGUGAGUCAUUCGCACAUCACUUCUGUUUAUGCCUGGGGUGGGGAGAAAGAUCCCAAACCAGCUGUGUAAAUGAGUAUGGAAGAUUAUGAUUUCCUGUUCAAAAUUGUUUUAAUUGGCAAUGCUGGUGUGGGGAAGACGUGUCUAGUCCGACGAUUCACUCAGGGUCUUUUCCCCCCAGGUCAAGGAGCCACAAUUGGAGUUGAUUUUAUGAUUAAGACAGUGGAGAUUAAUGGUGAAAAAGUAAAGCUACAGAUCUGGGACACAGCAGGUCAAGAGAGAUUUCGAUCCAUUACCCAGAGUUAUUACCGAAGCGCCAAUGCCUUGAUCCUCACCUAUGACAUAACCUGUGAGGAGUCCUUCCGUUGCCUUCCUGAGUGGCUGCGAGAAAUAGAACAAUAUGCCAGCAACAAGGUCAUCACUGUGCUAGUGGGCAACAAGAUUGAUCUGGCUGAAAGGAGAGAGGUUUCUCAGCAGAGAGCUGAAGAAUUCUCAGAGGCUCAGGACAUGUAUUACCUGGAGACAUCAGCCAAGGAAUCUGAUAAUGUGGAGAAACUCUUCCUUGACUUAGCAUGCCGACUCAUCAGUGAAGCCAGGCAGAACACACUUGUGAACAAUGUAUCUUCACCCGUACCUGGAGAAGGGAAAAGCAUCAGCUAUUUGACUUGUUGUAAUUUCAACUAAAAGGCUGAGGCAAGGAGAGGAAAAAGGAAUCAGCAGCUGCCCUGAUGGGCCACCAAUUGCUGGGGAGAUCUGGCGAUGACUGUGGCUCCUGCUCUCGGACCUUCUGACUCCUGUGGGCUGCUGAGCUUACAAAGCAUGGCAGGCCAAGGGCCUUGUCCACAGGUCAGCAUUAGCAGAACAUAAAAUGGUUUCACCCUUUUGCAGUCUGGAGUUGGAGCAAAGCAAAAAUUGCACUAGGUGCUCCAUGAUCUGCAGAGCAUGUUGCUUUUAUUUUUUAAAAAAGCAAGUAAAAGCGCAUUCCUGAACACAGUCCAAGGGGAAAUGUACUGUAGAAAUCCCUCCUGCACACCAGUGGGUGCACGUGGGGGCUAUUCUUUAGGGCUUCAGUGGUAAUCUCUGGGGGCCCUGGUUUUCUCAUUUACCAGAUAAACCAAAACUGGGAAGGCCAAGUACUUCCUCUGUGGUGUGUGUUGAUGACCCCAUGGAGAUUUUAAAAAGUGUUAUUUCUCUUGUCCACAGGCACUUUCAAGAACUUUGGGAUGUAAAAAUGAAAUGAAACCUUUACCCAUGACCAAUAGCAACAAUCAUUGUUAAUAUAUACAAGCCCCAUGACUCCUUUUGGUGCUAAUGGUUCCGCUAUUUCACAGACCAAACGUUUUAGUACAUCGAUGUCCUUAAAUGUACUAUGUAGAAAUAAAAAAAAAGGGGGGGGGAAGUCCACAAAUUGGCACUCAUUACUACAUUUUUUAGGGUGGAUUUGUUUGAAAAGGGAAUACUUUUUCUUUCAUGCUUCCCUCCAGAUAUCUACUAUUUUCUUUCUGUAUUCUCUCAUCUUUCAUGACUUUUAAGUAAAUGAAAAAGUUUAAAAAAAGAAAAAAAUGAAUGGCUGAUGCUAUUCUAAUAUGAAAUAUUAGCCCUAAGACACUGAGUAGUAUGAGAAAACAGGCCAGAUCCGACCAAACUACUGUGGUUGUAUGGACUGCAGUGCAGGGUUCCAAGCAGAGCACAGUCCUUAAUAGCAGGUCACAUCUUUUAUUUCCUGGUACUAUCCAUCUUGGACAGACCAAGGCUUAGAAUUUUGUAGAUGUUUUAAUAUGAUGUUAAGUAAGAAUAGCAACAGAUGAAAAAUCUCACAAACCAUUUUGUAUAUUCAGUGAUCUCCUCAGAAAUAUUCUGCUUGUGGAAGCAGGCUGAACCGUCAUUUGUCACCUCCUUCAUGUAGUAAUGUUACUUUCAGACUCAUGACCAUACAUUCUUUUCUGUUUUCUUUCUCUACUUUCUCUUCAUUUUCUCCUGCCCUCUUUCCUUCUGCUCUUCCUUCUCAUCUUCCUUCCUUAUAUGCAUGUGUUAUUAUAAAUCUCCAAUUCAAAUGGAGGUAUAUAUGCCUUUACUUUGCCAAUUUUCAAACAGGACUCAAAAUGGAAGACGUUGCUGAAUAUGUUACUAUUUUUUCAGUGCCAAAUUUUGAUACCUUCCAAUUUGUUCACUGAUUUAAAUGCAAAUUGGGAAAAUAAUUAAACCUGUAUGUUGUUGAUGCUGUCAGAUGUUUCUGUAGUUUGCUGCUUGGCAUUCCUGAGGGAAGAGUGAUGGAUUAAGGGUAUGAUAUGUAAUUCCACUGUUGCUGUAGAUGGUGACAAUCUCAGUCCUGAUGUGUUAAUGUUUGAAAGCGAUUUAACUUUAAAGAAACGAGUCAUGUAGAGAUACGAUAUCGAUAAAACACUCUGGCAUUUCUGCAGCACGUUUCAGAGUUACCAGUCUCUUGCACAUGGGUAUUAUACACAUCGUUUAAGGGACUGAUACUUUUGGUUGGCCUCACUGUGUUUGUCUUUGGGUAAGAGAAGAGGAUCCCAGAGUUUGAAUUGUUUUAUUUUAGAAUCUGUCUCCAUAGGAAAGAAAAAAAAUUUUAAUAAAAACUAACCAAAAUAAUUUAUAAUAAUCAUUGCCUUUCCCACCCCAUCUUUUUCAGUAAGUCGGUAACUAAAAGAAUUCAGAAAAUAAGCUGAUAAAGGUGGACAGAAGAACUUUUUAAACUGUAGGAGACGCCCCUAUGUUUAGAUUUGUUACCUUUCAUUUACAGCAAAUAUUCAUUGCUCUAAGCAUAGCAUGACUCAAAUGUUGAGAAUGAAGUUGCUUUGCAAAUGUGGAGAAAAUUUGUUAGAUUGGACAAAUUUAGUUGUAAAAUAAUAGCUUCUACGGCCACACUUGUAUUCUGAAAUUCUCAUUCCCUAGGGCUUAGCCGCUAUGAGUCGGAAUCGACUCAGUGGCACUGGGUUUGGUUUGAUUAGGGCUUAGCCUCUUCUAUCUACCCUUGCUUGACCAGGAUCAGAAGGGGAUUAGAAAGCUCUGAUCUUGGCACCUUGCCUCCCUGUUACUCCUCCCAGCCCUUCUGCUUAUAGUCAUCUAUCCGUAGCCAACCAGCAGAGACACGUGAGAAUGUGGGGCUUUGUUUCUUUUUGUUCUUUAGUUGUGUGAACUCCACAUUAGGCCUUACGGACAUUUUUUUAUUGACGUAUCCCAAGCUUGAGAACAGUCCCUGGUAAUAUUGUACAUAUUCAAUAAAUGCUAAUAAACGACUUAGUGCUAAGAGGAGCUUUUCUGGUUAAAUAGAAAUUCCUUCAAGUAGAACUUGAGGAAGGACACUAAAUUAAAUGUAGUCAUCUUAGCUCAGGCCAGGACCUAAGCAUAUUGGUUUGCCUAAUAGUUCUCAUUGAUAUGGGAGUAUUUGCCAAGAUGAGCCUACUUUAGAUAAAAAUUAAUUCCCAUUAAUGGUGGGUGAAAAAAGAGCUGCUGCUUCAUAAUUUAGUUUGGCUUGGUCUGACUCCAAGAGUCCAUUUCUUCCAUUUUUGGUACGAUCUUUUUUCCUUUUAAAUAAUGUUAUUAAAUAUAUGGCAGAACUUUUUUCAAUUUCCAAUGAAAAGGCAUUCAUGUUAUGGAGUCAUAUACUUUCCUGAUAUUAAUAUUUUAUUAUGGCUUUGUAUAGACUGUCCUCAAAGGAUCUUAUAUUUUCUCCAUUGCCUAUGCAAGGUUUUUUAUUUUUUAGUAUGCUUUUAUUAAAUUUGUUGGAUUGUAUUAACUCUUAGUUUUAAUUAUACAGGGCCAAUUAUCCUUUCUGUGAAUUACUUUGGUUAGGCCAUUGGCUUUUCCUGGCCUUUCAUCUUCCUUGUGUUUUAGACAUGUUAGCAUCUCUUUCUGAGUAAAGUGGCAAAAAAUAACCAAAAGUGAAAAUCAAAUGAAUGGAUUUGACUACUUUUACAGCUCUGAUUUAGAGUUUGGUAAGAAAGGAGGUAGAAGCCACUGACCAAAAUAAGCUAUUUGUAUUAGGAUUACUUAUUUUAAGCAAUUCAGAUUUAUUGGAAGGAAGAGGGAAAUUUAACAGAGAACUGGAUUCUUCUUUCUUCUGUUCAGGAAUAUAUAUGCCUUUGGAGGACACUGGUGACCCCCGCAGUGGAAUGAUUCACUUCCUUUACCCGUUAAGCUAUUCCAAUAAUUUUUCCAAGGCCAAAAUCAAGUUUCUGUUAAUGAAUUGUUCUGAAUAAAUACCAGUUGCAAGUGCUUUUGAACUGGUCUCUGACUAAAGUAAAAAUAUCUUUUUUUUAUAAACCAAGUCACAUGAAUAUUAUUUUAUUAUAAUCAAAAAAUGGUUUCUUUUUUUUUUCACAUAUCAAACCAAUGGCUUCAAAGAUACUUUCUAUUUCUUUACCCUCCGAAACUCUGUAUAUGUCAUAGUCAUAAAUACAUAAGGAUCACUGCUCUAUUAGCCUCUGGAAGAGCUCUUCUGGGUUUUGCCAUUUUUUUUUUUUUUUAAUUUCAUCAACCAUGUUCCUGACAGAUGUUAUUUUUAAUGAGACUAUUAUAAUACUUUUGAGACUUAACUUGAAAAUUAAAAGCAGUGAAAAAAACCUUUGCCGCUCAUUCUUUAGACAGAUAUUCCACAAACUCUGGUUUCACCCUGAUUUUGGGAUAAAGGAGGGCUGGUUUUCUUUCUUCUUUUUGGAUUUUAUUUUUGUAACAUGAACCCAUUUGUGCUUGCAAGAAAAGCUGCCUGCAUGCUGGGUAGAAACAUACUGAAUUAAGAAAUUAUCAUCCCUUCAACUAGUAAAGUGAUGCUAGAACAAGGGAGAUGGCACCUCAUUUCCUUUCCUGAGUCAUACUUUAAAAUUAAAGACAAACUGAGGCAUAAGCAAAAUGGUGAAGGAGUUUAAGACAUUUACAGGGUACUUGAGGGACUUUGGAAGAUUUAACCUGAGAAAGAGAAAGGAAUGCAAUUAGUGCUCAAAUAUUUGAUGAGCUGCUAUUUGUAAAACUUUAUAAUCCAAAAGCCCACAGGAUAGAGGUUAUAGGACUACAGAUUUGGGUCCCAUGUCAGGAAAAACUGUCUCAGAAAGCUGGUCCACAAUGGAAGGGGCUGCCUCAGAUGAUAUGUUCUCUGUCAUUGGUUUUCAAGCAGAGGCUAGAUCAGCACUUGGCAAAGAUGAUGUGGAGAGGAUCCAAGCACUGGUUGAGGGUUGAACUAGAUGAUUUAUAAACUUAAAAUCAAUCGUAUGUUGCAGUACUUUGUCCCUUAUGACACAUUCAGGUAAAUAUUUAUUGACCCAUAGCUAAUGAUUUUUUUUUUUAUAAAAGGCUUUGCUUUUGCCAAAAGCAGGACUUUGAGCCUGUUUGUUCCAGAUUGCACCCCUGCUGAAAAUGUUUCCAACAAAUUUCCAGGUGAUGCUAAUUGCUGCUGAUUAGGGACCAAUUCUGAUAACCACCAGUAGAGCAGUGGUACUCAAAAUUUAUUAUACAUAAGAAUCACCUGGGGAUCUUGUUAAACUGUAGAUUCUGAUUCAGUAUAUCUGGGGUGGAGAUACAAAUUCUCAGCAGGGAUUUGAACUGGAAUGGAAUGGUUCAAAGCCCUGGGCAAAGUGCAUCCCAGCAUCCAAAGAGAAGUUUACAUGUAAGGUCAAACAUGCCAUUAUACCCUGUGCAGAGAUUGCUUUGUCAGUCCAUUCAUUGAUGUCCUGUUAAAAUCACAAACUGGCUUUUGAAUUAAGAAUGUACUCAAAAACUUUAGUUACAUAAAACCACAGAAAUUGUUCAUUAAUCAUUGCCAAACUUAGGCUAUGCUGUUUAGUGAAUAAUGGGUAUCUUUUUUUUCUUCGGGAUUUCAGGGUAGGUCUUUUUAGCAGAGCAGAAUCUUCAGUUAAAGAUCUCAUGAAAAUACCAACAUGACGUUUUGCAGCUCCCAUGAGAGAUGGGCUGGUGGGUCACUGGCAUAAAGCAACCCUCAAGACCUAUUUUGGAAAAUAUUUGGUUAGUUGGUUUGAGUCUCUUGAGAAAACAUGAUCUGAAAAUAUUUUUAAAAGAACUGAAAUCAAAUUGCUUCAUAUAAAAAGUAAUGAACACAGAUCCUUGAUUUGAAAAUCAGAAGUAACUAUAAGUUAAUUUUGCUAAUAAAGCCUAUCACCCUAAUUAUUCCAUCUGAUAAAUAGUUUGCACACUUGGUAGGCUGAUAUAUAGUUCUUCAUUGCUCUUUUAAAAAAUGUCAUUGGUCUUGCAUCAGUAGGGCAAGAAACUUUCUUUGAAUCCUUUGGAUGAGAGGUCAGAGCACAAAAGCUAGCCACCGAUUCUUUUUUUUUUAAAAGCAAAAAGAAAGUUUUAUUUGGCAUAUAUUCAAAAGGGGCAAAAGUGGAAGUUGGACAACCAUGCUGCCACAGCCACGUCUGCUGGAAUCCAAAGAAUAUUAUAGACAAGAAUGGGAAAACGGACAGGCAUGCCCACCAAUUCUUUGAUUAACUUCCUGAUACAUAUGAGUCAAAAUUUUACUUUCCCACUGAGUUAAAGCAGAAUUUUUGCAGAUGCUGUGUUCUAGUUCCUGAUAGAAUACUUGGUGUGUGGUAGCUUUGAUACUUCAGCAAAUGAUAAAGGGAGGUGUCAUGGUACAGAAGGGAGAACACUAGGUUAGGUGUGAGGAGUCCUAGUACUGGCACUAAUUAGCCAUGACUCUUACGCAAAGCACAAUCUCCUUGAGCACUAGUUUUUCCAUCUAUGAGAUGGACUCAAUACCUAUCAGGAUUACUGUGAAAAUUAAAUGAGAUAAAUUGAAAGUAUAGUCUUGAUAAACAGCAGUCAAAUAUUAGUUAUUUUCUCCUUAAGAACAUACUUUGGAUGGUCUGAUACAACUAUAGGUCAUGCAGGAACAAAACAAAGAACCCUUCCUUGCUGGCUUCAAAUAAAAGAGCUCUGUUUCUGAAAGGGUGCCUUAAAAGGAAGCCACUUACUUCAUCCAUUAUUCUGCAUUUCAGCACUACUGUACACCAGAGACAUCCUCCAUUUUUUUUUUUUUUUUUAACAUACUUCAGGAAAGGUAUUCUUGCUCCUGAUAGGCAAUUCUAGGGUUGUAAACUCAUCAUCACAUCAGGAAAUUUACUCUUAGAACUCAAAUACCUCACAGUACAAUUUAAACCUCCUUCCUCUUCAUCCCAUUCUCUGUGGGAAGAACAAUGAGAUGAUCCCUAUGUUCUUUUUAAGUGGCCACUUUUAUCAUUUAUUAUUCUUUUUGCCUCAUUUUUUUUUUUUAAAUGACAGAAAAAAGCUCAUUGUUAUGAUGGUGAUUGUCAGGAUCGAUACUUACUAGCCCUUAGCUUCUUACUAGUAUCAAAUUCAGACCAUACUCUUACUGUUAAUUCUUCUGUUAUACAUGUAUUUUUCCUCUUUAGUUAUAACAUAGUUAUAACAAUAAUUAUAACUAUUAUUGAUGACAAAGUGUGCUUCUGAAGAACUAUACUGGGGUGUGGUAUGGUUUCUCCUGGAGGGAAAAAAUGGAGUCAUGGAUCUCAUUUUUGAUCUGCUUUUAGCAUUUAAUUUCAUGUAUGACAUUACCAAAACUCAAAUGAGCAGGGUUUCUUUCCCUGACUACAUGUGCACUAAGCUCUAAAAUAAAAAUUAUAGUACCAAAUAAGUUUUUGCCUAAUAAAGGUAAAAAUCUGUUGUGUUAGGACAAUUUAUCACUAGUUGAAUGGUGCACGGCUUUUGUUUAAGGUUACACAAUUAUGCCUGGAUUAAAUAACAAUAGUAAAACUUGACAACCCCUUUGAAAAGCAGCUGCUAAACAUAUUGUUUUGUGGAAUGUAAUCAUUAGGAAUAAAAUUCUCUUGUCCUAUAUAAUUGCAGAAUGCUAGCGGAGAUUUCUUGUAGACUAUUUGACAAUGAAUGUCAACUGAUGUAUUAAAAUAUUUUUUAAAAAAUCCUCUUAUCCCUUUAUGAUGUGUUGAGGCUUUCAUGUCCCUGUUAGAGAACAUUUCAAAUGACUGGAAUGCUGUCUUCUGAUUUCUACUCACUGAAGUGUCUUCUAGACAUACCAGAUGAUUGGAGCUCCUUGACAGGUAUAUAAAGGAGCUACACAAAUAUAUUGGAUUAGUGCAUGAGAAAAUUGCUGCUUUCAGCAAAAGAACUCUGCUCGAAUUUUCAGAUAAUAAAGGGUUAAUAAGGAUUUUUUUUUGUAAUUUAAAGGAAGAAAGUGUACUCCAUAUAUAUACUGUUCUACACAUUUUUAUGCAUGCUUUAGUAUAGGGAUGGAAUAAAAUGCAAAAUAUAAAAUUCUGGAGAUCUUCUCAGCCGCUGGUUAUAAUAUUUAGAGAAGCUGUUUUAUGAACUUAGAGAAUUCCUGAUCCCCUACUACCCCCCUGCUCUUUCCAUCAAAACAUGGUUCUUUAACAUAUGUGUAGUUUUAACAAAGAUGUUAAUCAUCAAGUCUUAUGAACUUACUCUUAAUAUUUGGCUAUGGGUUUUAAGUAUAGGCUCUCAGUAAAAUCUGAAUACAUUAGUAUAUAAAAUCUAACCAUCACCUUCAACACAAGCAUUACACUUGGUUUUAAAUAUUAAUAUGUAAAUAUUAAUAGUACACUGUAUUAUGCUUUGUGCUUUUUUUUUUUUUGCUUAACGAAAAGCCUGUUAGAAAUAUAGCCAAUGAUGACCUGAACUCAAUUAGCUGAAAACAUUCUGUGGAAUGGUGAUUGUAUGAAGAAUUCAAUCAACAUUAAAUAAGAGGGGAGGAGGAGAGGAACCUGAACAAAAUAGUUUUUAAUGAAGUUGCAUCUCUCUCUCUCUCUUUAUUAAGAUAUAAUUCACAUACUAUACAAUUGGCGCUUUUAAAGUGUUUAAUUCACUAGCUUUUAUAGCAUUCAUAAUGAUGUACAACCAUGACCACUAAUUCCAGAACACUUUCUUCAUCCAAAAGAAACCCGAAACCCAUUAGCAAUCAUGAAGAUGACUGGCAACCAUUAAUUUACUGUCUCUAUAGAUUUGCCUGUUCUGGACAUUUCAUAUAAAUGGAAUCAUACAAUAUGCAGCCUUUUGUGUCUGGCUUUUUUCACUUAGCAUAAUGUUAUCAAGGUUCACCCAUGUCGCAGCAUGAAUCAGUACUUUAUAUAAUUUUAUGGCUGGAUAAUAUUGUAUUGCAUGGACAUGCCACAUUUUAUUUAUCCAUUCAUCACUUGGUGAACAUUUGAGUUGUAUCUCCUUUUGGCUAUAGUGAACAAUGCUGCUUUGAACACUGGUGUAGAAAUUUUUGUGUGGACAUAUGUUUUCACAUCUCUCUCAAAAGGAAUUCUAUAACAAAUCAAGUAACUUCGGUUCAUUUGAGUAAAAUCUCUUAAAAUCAUACUUGGAGAAUGUAAUUUAUAAUCUUAAACCAAUCAAUUAGGUGACCGCUAAAUAAUGGCUAAUUCCCCAAUAUGUCCUUAAGAAUUUUUUGUAAGCCUGUCUUUUAGAUAUAAUAAUCAAUUUUACAAAAACUGCUUCAGUCUUCAGAAAUUGGGUUGUCAUCACAUCCAGAAUUUCUAAAGUCCUCUGCACUGUUUCAAAGGACAACUACAAAUCAUGCUGGAGAGGACUUCUUACUCAAUUUUUUAGGAUUCAAUAAAGGAUCAUUUUUAAUAUAUAAUUUCUUUAAUAUGUUGACGAUCUUUUCAAGUUUGAAUUUUCCUUCUUGAAAAAAGAUAGUCAAAUCAUCAAACCACCUAACUGUCCAUAAUUCAUACUGAGAGUAAAAGCAAAAAUAAUGUAUUUUGUGUGCAAAGGAUGAAUGUAUUUUUAAAAUUUGUAACAAUUUUUUAAAAAGCUAAAUGAAAAUUGCUUUCCCAUGUACUUGUACAGAAAUAAACACUUCCUGUUGCCCAUAUUUUGGAGGAUCAUUGCCAUCAAAGCAUGUAAAAAUCAAAUAAUGUUUAACUACACUAACUGCCUUUCAGUGUGAUGUGGAAUGUGCUCUGGAUUUGGGCAUCUGGAGACUUGAGUUGGAACGUUGAUUUUUCAGUUGGCUAGCUUGGCCAAGUCAUCUAACACGUUGCACCACAGUCUUCUCCUUUUCAAAAUAAGAGGCAAGAUUAGAUAAUCUUUAAGGCCUCCUCCAGUUAUAGCACUAAAUAAGACCUGUUAUAUUUGGGAUGUGAAAAUUAUCUGCUUAUUAUUUCUACUGGUGAGAAAGAUGUUUCAUCCUAUGAUAUACUGAAAGAAAUACUAUACUGAGAACCAGGAAUUAUAAAUUCUAGUCCCAGUUCUGACACUGAGAAGUUGUGUGAUUUUGACAUUUGAUUUCAAGCCUUAAUUUCCCCAACUACAAAGUAUGUAUACUGGGUUAGAUAUGAUUACAUUCCCUUCCAGCUAAAAAACAUUCCAUAGUUCUAUAUUCUUUAGAGAUAUAACUUACAUUAUCUUUCAUAUUUAGGAUGAAACUACUUACUCAUCACUGGUAAGGCACUCAUUCAUUCACCUAUUCAUUUAUUCACCAUAGUAUAUCGAGCAUACAGGGCAGGUGCAGGAAUCUGCUUUUAGAUGACCCCAACACCGCACUGUGUGGAAACCUUGGUGGCAUAGCGGUUAAGUGCUAUGGCUGCUAAUGAAAAGGUUAGCAGUUUGAAUCCACCAGGUGCUCCUUGGAAACUCUAUGGGACAGUUCUACUCUGUCCUAUAGGGUCCCUAUGAGUCGAAAUUGACUUGAUGGCAACAGGUUUCGGGUACCCCCACUGUAAGCAUCAUAAAUUUGCACCUUUUCUUAAGAUCCAUCCCCACUCCAAUCCUUGCCUUUCUCUGUCUUGGGACAUACAUUUAACAGACAAGUGUCUUGGAUUAAGAACAAGUACAGUGGGUCAUGGAGGAUAGAGUUAACAGGGUGACAAGGGGAUCAAACCUAUGCCUUUAGAGUUGAUGGCAUAGUGUUCUUAGUUAACUGACUAUAGACAAUCUGUAACCUUAUCUGUUAUUAUCAUUUAGCAUUUAUAAAGUACUGAGCUUUAUAGAAUCAUUUACUAUGUUAUUGUCCAAUGACAAUUUCUCUGCAGAUGGUGUGAAACUUAAUUUUGCUAUUUUAGCACCUUCAUUAAAAGGAUGUGUUUACAGAUAUCUCUGAAUUUAUAAAUUUUGUGGUUUUAAGUGAUCCACUAUUAAUAUUAGUUUCAACCACAUGAAAUUGCAGUUUUGUGGGUCAAAAACAGUCAAGUAUUGGCAAUUUCAUAUAGUUCUAAUAUGAUGUAGUAAGUUGCAAGCAGCCAAGCCUGUGGGGAGGGGAAAAACCAGUAGCUGGAAGAAAAAGUAAAGCUUGUCUCUGACGUUUUUUCCUUCUGUUUGCUUUUCCCAUUAAGGGAAUUUGGACAAGUUAUUUAAUCUUGCACGUUGGUUAAACGUGCUUGGUUAAAUUUGGUUAAAUGGGACAAAUCACAAACUUGCACAGAAUUUUAAAAUGCCAAUUCAAGUGCAUACGAUUACAGAUUACUGGAAGGUAUUAAAUGUGGUUUAUUCCCAGCUGUCUACAUUUUUAGGUCACUGUACUUAUUAGAGGAUCAUUAUCAUUAUCAUUAGUUGACUCCAUUAUGCCACGUCUGGCAACUGGUAGGCUAUACCUGAUGUAUGCCAACUAUAUACCCUAAAACACAUCUGCAGCCAAGGGAUGAAACCUGGAGUUAUAUUUAAACCACAAUCAUGUGGUUGUGCUUUUGGCCAGGUGUUCACAUCUGAAUAUUUCAAGAACUAAAGUACAUUUCAGGAACUGAAAUAUCUUAUUUACAUUACUUGGAGGAAACCACAUGUUAGUAAUAUAAGAUACCUGGUGUGGUAGUGGUUAAGUGCUACAGCUGCUAACUAAGAGGUUGGCAGUUCGAAUCCACCAGGCGCUCCUUGGAAACUCUAUGGGGCAGUUCUACUCUGUUCUACAGGGUCACUAUGAGUCAGAAUCGACUCGACAGCAGUGGGUUUGGUUUUUGGUUUAUCUAAAUUUUUAUACCUCAGAUUUCUUAAGUCUUCCAAGAGAAUAGCUGUAUUUUCACAUCUAGAUCAAGAUAAACUCGGAGAAAUAGUCUUCCCAUUUUUGACCUUAGAAAGGUCAAAACAAAACUAAAAACUGUAUGAAGCCUAACAGUUUACAAAGCUAACUGAUGCUCAUAUUCAUAUUUAAUUUUCAUAAUCCUAUGAAGUACUUUAAACAGCUGGAGUGGAAAGUGUACAGGUUUUGAAAGAAAAUGAAGAAUAUGCUUAGAUCAUGGAAAGCAUUCUAGGCAAAGUCCAAGUAUCUGUAUCACUUUAUGCAAGUUACUUAAUCUCUUUUUACCUGAAUUUCCUCAUUUAUAAAAUGAGGAUCUUAAUGCUUGACUUCGUUUAUUUAUCAAGCACCUACUACGUGCCAAGUAGUGUUCUGGCACCUGGAAACAGCAGUGAACAAAACAGAAAAACUUACUUUCAUGUAAUUUACAUCAUAGCAUGGGAGUGGUAGAAAAUAAAUACACAGUAUGUCAGGUGGUCAUAAUUACUAUGGAGAAAAUAAAGCAGGGCAAGGGAGAGGCAGUGAUGGUGGAGUGUUGCUAUUUUAUAUGGAAUGGUCAAAGAAAGGCCUCAUUGUUAAUGUGUCAUUUGAAAACAGACCUGAAGGAAGUAAGGAAGGGAAUUGUGUGCAUAUCCUAGUGAACAGUGUUCUAGGAUAGAAUGUGCAAAGACCUUAGUUAAGGUGAAAGAAUUCUUGGUGGUCCCAGAACAGCAAGGGUUCUAGUACGGCUAAAAUAAAAUGAAUGAAUGCGGUGGAAAAUGAGGUUUGAUGGGGGCAACAGUAUAGAUCAUUGGGUUCUGGAGGCCAUUGCAAGGAAACCAAGGUCCUUUGGUUUUUACUUACAGUGGGAUGGACGCCGUUGGAGGGUUUUGAGUAGAAGAGUGAUCUCACAUAUAUAAACGGGAUCACUUUGCUGCUGUGUUGAGGACAGAUUAUAAAAGGGCAAAGGCGGAAAAAGGGAGACCAUUUAGGGAGACUAAUGCUAUAAGUCAGGUGACUUGGUCCACAUAGUGUGUGAAGAUUGUGAGAAGUGCUUAUAUUCUAGCUAUAGUUUAUUUAACUUACAGAAAAUUUCAAGCAGAUAAAAGUAGACAGAAUAGUAAAUGAAUCUGUCUACCCCUUCAAAAAUAAUCAACUCAUGGCCAAUCUUAUUCCAUCUAUAUCCCUAUCCAUUUCCCCCAUCCUAUAUUAUUUUGAAGCAAGGCUCACACAUCAAAAUAAUUUCCUCCACAAAUAUUUCUUUAUGUACCAUUAAAACGUAAGGGUUAAAAAAAAAACAUAACCACAAAAUCAUUAUCAUAUCUAAACAUUUAAAAAUAAAUCUUUAAUAAAGUAUAGAUUCUGGAUACAUUUUGAGGGUAGAGCCUACAGUUCUUGUUCAUGUUUUAGAUAUGCAGAAAGGAGUCAAGGAUGACUGUGAGGUUUUUGGCUUAAGCAACUGGUAGAUUGUAUUGACAUUUACCUUCUUGGAGCACACUUUGGGAAGGGCAGAUUGGGGGCAAGGGGUGAUCAGGAGUUUGGUUUAGGACAUACUGAAUUUAAGGUGUCUACUGGAUAUCCAAAUAGAGAUGUUGAGUUGGAAGUUGCAUAUAUGUGCCUGAAGUUUGGGAAACGAUCAAGGCUGGAGGUAAAAAUUUGGGAGUUGAUAGCACAUAGAUGGUUUUGAAAAGUUAUGAAACUUUUUGACAUCACCAAAGAAGUGAGUAUAAGUGGAGAAGAGGUCUGAGGACUGAACUGUGAGGCACUCCAACCUUUAGUCAAGGAUAAGAAAGAAUCAGCAAGGAAGCUAGAAGGUAUAGUCCGUGAAACAGAAAGAAAACCAAGAGAGUGAUAAACCAAGAGGGUGAUGUUCUGAAAGCCUAGUGAAGAAAGUUAGUUCACAGAAGCUGUGAUCAACUGUGUCAAAUGCUGCUAAUCUAUCAAGAAAGAUAAAGACUAAGAAUUAACUAUGGCCCCACUCCCCUUUAAAAAAAAAAAAAGAGUUAAUCAUGGACUUAACAAUAUGAAGAUCACUGGUGACCCUGAAAAGAGCUAUUUUAGCAGAGUGAUGAAGAUGAAGAAACGUCUUGAGUGGGUUCAAGAGAAUUGGAGGAGAGGAAAUGGAGACAACGACUAUGGCAUAAACUCUUUUAAGGAGUCUUUGCUGUUAAAAGGAUGUUGAGAGGAACGUGAGGCCAAAAAUUUUGUUUUUAAGGCUGGAUAUAUUAUUCCGAAAGGAAUGACCAUGAAGUGAUUCAUGAUUCAGGAAGGAGGGAGGCAGUAUCUGGAGUAAUAUCCCUGAGUUCACAAGCGGAAGGAUUGACCUUAAGGUCCACAGACAUUUCUGACACAUUAGCAGGAGGGAAUGCAGGGACUAUGGGCACUCAGGAGUCCCUGGGUUGUGUAAACGGUGAAUGUAUUUGUUAACUGAAAGCUUAGGAGGUUUGCAUCUACCAGAAGCACCAUGAAAGAAAGGCCUGAUGAUCUACUUCUGAAAAACCAGCCAUUGAAAACCCUACUGAGCAUGGUUCUACUCCAACACACAUGGGGUCACCAUGAGUUGGAAUCGACUCGUAGAUAACUGGAUUGGUUUGGUUUAAUGGGCACCUAGCCAUACGAGGACAUAGCGAGGAAGUUAGAAGAUAACACACUUAAGUGCUCGACAUACAGGAGGCAUACAACAAGCAUUAGAUCCAUUCUCUUUGGGGUGUUUUUUUUUGUUUGGUUGGUAUUUUAAAUAAUGCUAACAAGUUGAAGUCACAGAUGGCUGCUUUACCAAUCAGUGGGUGUUAACAACAGAAAUAUUUGGCUCUAGAAAACUGUGCAAGGCAAAAUGUUGGUGAAAUACUUAUAAACGUGGCAUAUUAGUUAGGAUUAUUCGGCUGUAUAUAUUUUUAAAAAACCAAGAAAAGAAGACAGGGAUUUCUUUUUUCUCACGUAAAAGAAAUCUAGAGAUUGGCAGCCUGGAACUGAUAUUUUGGUUUCAGUGUGCCGUCAGUGACCUCGGCUCUUUCUCACAUCUGGCUUCUAUUUACAAGAUGACCUAACGGUCCAAGAUGACUGCCAGAGCCCUAGCCAUCAUAUCCCAGUCUCAGCAGCAGGGAGGAGGGAGGGAGGAGACAGGAAAAGGGCCUGAUUCACUCAUUUUAAGGAGACUUCUUGGAAGUUCCAUGCAACACUUCUACUUGUAUCUCUCUGGCCAGAGCUUGACCUGCAAGGAAGCUGGGAAAGAUAGCCUUUUAACAGGACAUAUUGCUACCCUGAAUAAAAUAGGGGUUUUGUCAUAAUCUCUACCUUUGCUUUUGUAGGAACAGUAUAGUUUUGUAUAUAAAAUACUUGAACCCUAGUUUUUAGAUCUAUCAUAUACUAGUUGUGGCCCUGAACAAGAGGCAACUCGUUGCUAUGUUUGUGCCUCCGUUUUCCUCUUCUAUAAAAGAAUUGAGCUAAUAUUACCUACUACACACGGUUAUUCUGAGAAGUAAAUGAAAUAAUACUGGAAAAGUGCCAUAGCGUCUGGUACAAAUAGGUAUGCAGAAAGUGGUAAUGUUACAUACAUAUGUGAAAUAAAAGAUGAGUCAUCUUAAUUAUGUAUUUGUGAAAACCUAUAGGACUGUACAACACAAAUUGUGAACCCUAAACUAUGGACUAUAGUUAAUAACAAUGUAUCAAUAUUGGUUAAUCAAUGGUAUCACAUACUCCACAGGAAUGCAAGAUGUCAAUAAUAGCAACAGUAUGCAGCGGUUGGGGAUUAUAGAGGAACUCUGUACUUUCUGCACAAUUAUUCUGUAAGCCUAAAGCUGCUCUGAAAGAAGUCCAUUAAAAAAAAAAAGGUAUCAUCUAACAGGCCAUUGGCGUCUAGUUAACCAGACUGAUUGACUACUCAGAGUUACAGGUUUAAGAGCAGAAUCACCACAUCUACUUCCCCCAUAUUAUAUAAGCAAUACCCUGAGAUCAACGGAGGAGAGUUGUAACAUACUGUCUCCAUAUUGACUCUAGCUAAUUUAAUCACGCCCAGUCAACUUUUUCAAAUUCACACUUGUCCAAAUGCUUUCAAAUAAUCUCUUCAGCUGGUACCGGCCCACCUGCAAGCCCUGAGACAGGCCAUUUGGGUGAAGCUAAUUUUAGAUCUUCAAAGAGUAGGUAAAUGCUUCUUCAGCCACUGCUAGUUUUUGGCCUGUUUUUACCCAUCUUAGAUAAUACCAAUUACUGGAGUCAUAAUCAAUAGCUGGUGUAAACAACACUAGAUCUGAUUGCAGGUGCUGUCAUGUCCACCAACUCAGGCUCUGCACUCUUGUAGUUGCUGUUUAUGAAAUAUGAAAAGGCUAAUCAGCACUGGGUUUUGCAAUGUCAUGAGUUACCAUUUCCCACUCAGGCAGACAGGGGAUCGACAAACACUUGGCUUCUGGCAGAGCUGGUGUCUCUAGUUAGUCAGCAGAAAAUGUUUCAGCCAGUGAAGGAACUGUGAGGAGGGGAAAUGGGCCAAGUGGUCAUGAGUUUGUUUGGCACCUAAACAGAACCACAGGAACAGACUGAAUUUAGGGGAAAGGUAGGAUUUUAAUAGGUUAGUUUUCUCUAAUCACAUCUCAAAUUACUUUAGGCUGAAAAAAGCAAGUGAUGGACCCAAAGAAACACUGCAGAAUACCUAUGUUUGACCUUAAAUUAUUCAAGAGGUGAAGUUGCACAGAGAAAGGCCUAACCUGAGAGAUGGGCACUCAUGCAGCAUUGGCCCUUAGCCUCAUGAGAGGCAGUGCAACACACUGGAAAAGUCAAGAGCUUUUGCUCUGCCACUUAUUAGCAACGUGGAUCUGGCCUUGAGUGAGUUACCCAAUCACUGCAAACUCAGUUUAUAAAGUUUAUAGGGAUAGUAUCCCCUUCAAUUCUCAUAGGAUACUUGUGAGGAAUAAAUGACAAAGUAUGUAAAAUAUCUAAGAGGGCCAGCCCAAUGAGAGUGAGAGAUAUUUAACAUGUUAGUGCUUUUUGCUUCUUUCCUACAAUUCAUACUUUUUAAAAAUUUUUUCAAUAAAAACUAAACCAUGAAUAUUCUAUAUAGAAACAUGGAAUAUACAAAACGAAUGUAUCAAUGAACUAUUAUAAGGUAAACCGCCUUUGUAUUUGGGUCAAGAAAUAUAACCUUGCCAACCACCCGAGAAUCCUUCCUCCUCAAAAUAAUAUACUAUCCUUACUUUCAUAGUAAUCAAGACAGUGAUGCACUCAAGUGUGCAUCUCAAGGGACUGGAGUUUAGUUCUGCCCAAUCUUAUAAAACUUCACGUCCCUUAUUUUAUUGUACAGGUUCCUCCUCCAUCCCUUUCUUUUUACAAUAAUCAUCUAUUGAAGAACAUGAGCUGUCUGACCUGCAGUUUCC
Molecule: messenger RNA, 17668 nt
Organism: Loxodonta africana (African savanna elephant)
Lineage: Eukaryota; Metazoa; Chordata; Mammalia; Proboscidea; Elephantidae
Gene: RAB30
Product: RAB30, member RAS oncogene family
Exons: 5
Coding region: 422-1033 (203 amino acids)
Biological process (GO): Rab protein signal transduction; vesicle-mediated transport
Cellular component (GO): trans-Golgi network; Golgi cisterna
Molecular function (GO): GTP binding; GTPase activity
Source: RefSeq, a predicted model, not a curated record